UUAAAGUUUUGACCAAAGUAAUAAUAAUAAUAAUAAUGGCAAGGUGAGCACAGAAUGAUUGCGGUCCUGUCCUGGUCCCAGGUUAAAUCUCAGUGUCUGUCAUUACUGUACCUCAACACUGCACUCACCCCCCACUUCCGGUGGUGGUUGUAAUUAAAUGAAAAUAUUCCGCUUAUGAAGCUGGCCCUCUGUGUUUUCGCUUUGCAGAUUCCUGGGUGGAACUUGUCUGAGGGAGAGAAUGCAUCUCUAGCAACUGGAUCACCCUUGAGAAAGCUCAUAAAGCACAGCACCCCUGAAGACAGCAAGCUGAGCCACAGCAUGAGGCCCCUGGGAGAGAUUUCCUCCCUGAGUAAUGGGGGGCGUGCGGAGGCAUCCCCAAUGCCUACACAUUCCUUCCAGGACCUCUCAUCCCACCUGACAGGGCUGAGCUUCAAAGCCUCCUUUAGGCAGAGGAGGCUGUCCACUGUCUCAGCCUCCAAGGAGUACAGUGGCCAGUUAGGGCCUGACGGGGGCCUAUUAGCUCCUGAGGAAGAACCACCCACCUCCACCACAUCAUCCACAAAGCAGAAGAGCGUGUCUCCCCGAGCACAGAGCAGGCCUGUGGGGUGGCCUGGGAUUUCCAACACCAACAGGGCUAGAAGGAAUAAAAGGGACCUGAAGAAGAAGGCGGCAGUGAUGGAGAGAGUGAGGCAGUGGGAAGCCCGCCUGCUUCAGAACAUUGAAGAAGCUGUCCAUUAUGAGCUAACCAUCGAACCUGAGUGAGCACUUCCCCACAAUAAAGUUCAUUUGCUCAGAAA
Messenger RNA from Loxodonta africana (African savanna elephant), 797 nucleotides. RefSeq names its product coiled-coil domain containing 201 (gene SYSRN). The coding region runs from base 175 to 762 and encodes 195 amino acids. The transcript is spliced from 2 exons. The record is from RefSeq and is a predicted model, not a curated record. Lineage: Eukaryota; Metazoa; Chordata; Mammalia; Proboscidea; Elephantidae.